Molecule: messenger RNA, 10994 nt
Organism: Caenorhabditis angaria
Lineage: Eukaryota; Metazoa; Nematoda; Chromadorea; Rhabditida; Rhabditidae
Source: the annotation of a GenBank genome assembly
AUGAAAGAGGUUGGUGAUUUUUGAAUUUAAAUUUUGAAAAAAAAUUGUUUUUUCUAGAAUGUUUAUCAAUCCUGUACAAUUGAGGGCAACAAAAAUGGGGCGAAAAAAAUCAAGAAAAAAUGGAGUUUGAAAAAUGUGAUUGUGAAGCAUGUGCCGAUUUUGGAAUGGCUUCCGAAGUGAGUUUUUUUGGCGCGAAAAUUUGAAUUUUUUUUUUGAAACGUGACCUGGAAAAUUGAAAUUUUGAAAAAAAAUUUCAUUUAAAAAUUUUCGGCUGCCAGAAAAUGGUGAGUUAGAGCGCGGAAGCUUGCGGAGCGAGUGUAUCCCAAAAAAAACCCCCUAUUCUUCCAGCUACUCUUGGAAAUCCCAUCUACACGGUGAUUUGAUAGCCGGUCUCACCGUCGGAAUAAUGCACGUUCCGCAAGGCAUGGCAUACGCAAGUCUCGCCGGGGUUCCGCCCGUCUACGGAAUGUAUUCCUCGUUUUUCGCCAGCCUGAUCUACAUGUUUUUCGGCACCGCAAGGCAUAUUUCUAUCGGAGUUUUUGCAGGUGAGAUUUGAUGUAGGCAAAGUUGCCCUAACUUUCUAUAAAAAUUUGAAAUUCAAAUUUUACCCGCCAAAAAAUGUGUAGUUCUCGAGGACAAAGCCUGGAUUCCAAGAGAAGUACACGAAUUUUUUACAUAAUUUUUUUGAAAUGAAACAUUUUCCGCCAAAAAAUGUGUAGUUCUCGAGGAGAAUUCAUGGAAUCAGAGAGAAGUACACGGAUUUUUUACAUAAUUUUUUUUGAAAUGAAACAUUUUCCGCCAAAAAAUGUGUAGUUCUCGAGGAGAAUUCCUGGAUUCCGAGAGAAGUACAUGAAUUUUCGAAUAAUUUUGUUUUUAAUUUUGAAAUGAAAAUUUUCCCGCCAAAAAUCGUGUAGUUCUCGAGGAGAAUUCGUGGAUUCCGAGAGAAGUACACGGAAUUUUCGAAUAAUUUUUUUUGAACAUUUUAGGGUUUCCGCAAAAUUUUGAAUUCAAAUCUCACCCUCAAAAAAUUUGUAGUUCUCGAGGAGAAUUUCGUGGAUUCCGAGAGAAGUACACAAAUUUUGAAUAAUUUUUUUUUGAACUGAAAAUUUUCCCGUCAAAAAACGUGUAGUUCUCGAGGACAAAGACUGGAUUCCGAGAGAAGUACACAGAUUUUUUACAUGAUUUUGUAUUUUUGAAAUUUUCAAACAUUUUGAAAUGAACAUUUUCCGCUGAAAAAUUGUGUAGUUCUCGAGGAGAAUUCCUGGAUUCCGAGAGAAGUACACGAAUUUUCGAAUAAUUUUGUAUUUAAUUUUGAAAUGAAAAAUUUCCCGCUAAAAAAUGUGUAGUUCUCGAGGAGAAUUUAUGGAUUCCAAGAGUAGUACACGAAUUUUUGAAUAAUUUUUUUGAAAUUUUGAAAUUAAAAUGUUUCUCGCCAAAAACUUGGUAGUUCUCCAGGACAAAGACUGGAUUCCGAGAGAAGUACACAAAGCUUUAUGAGUAGUCCGAGAGAAGUACACGGAUUUCUAAAUGAAUUUUUUCCAGUUGCAUCAAUGAUGGUUGGUGCCGCAAGGCUACGCUUGGCUCCAGAUGCCGGCGCGGAUUUCUAUCCGCUUGGUGGCUACGUGGAACCGCUCAUCUUCACCAGCGCCCUGACAUUUCUCACGGGAACAAUUCAAAUUCUCAUGGGUAUUUUGAGACUGGGAUUUCUCACGACCUAUCUGUCGGAUCCUCUCAUUUCUGGUUUCACUACGGGCGCCGCAUUCCACGUCUUCACAUCGCAACUCAACAAAGUUUUUGGUGUGAAAUUGGCGAGACACGAGGGAAUUGGUAUGAUAGUGAAAAUGCUCCGCGACCUAUUUCUAUCGCUGAACGCGACAAAUUUCAUGGCUCUCGCGAUUUCGCUGGGUGGAAUUGUGUUUUUGGAUGUGGGAAAAACAUUUUUGAAUCCUUUGGUCAAAAAAGUGUCACCAAUUCCGCCACCUUUGGAACUGAUUUUGGUGAUUUUUGGAGUGGUGAUUUCAUCGAUUUUUGGACUCAAGGAUAAUUUUGGAGUUUCGGUGGUCAAUGAGAUUCCAAGAGGGUGAGUUUGGGGGAAAAUUAAAUGUUUUUUGGGAAAUAAAAUUCACUGUUUCAUAAAAAUUAUUAAAUUUUUUUCCUGUUUUUGAACAUUUAAUAAGAUUUUUCUCUCCAUUUCUACCUCAAUAUAAUUGAAAAAUAUCAAAAAAAAAAUUCACUGUUUCAAGAAAAAUGCAUAAUUUGUGAAGAAAUUUUUCAAUUUAGUUUCAUUCCUCUUUUUUAUGUGAUAAAUUCUUACUGUUUCAAAAAAAUUGUAUAAUUUUUCUCUGUUUUACGAGUUUGAUUACUUAUCACUUUGUUUCAGUUCAGGAAAAUCAAAAAAAUUUUGUUUUUCAAAAAUUCCUGUUUCAAACAAUUCAUAUGAUUUUCUUCAAUUUUCGAAAUUUUGGUUGAAAAAACAUUAAAAUUGGAAAAAUAUCAAGAAGUUCUGAACAAUCUGGUUUCAAUUCCGAAAUCCCAUGAACUUUUAUUUUCUAAAAGUUUACUGUUUCAAAAAAAAAUUAAAAUAUUUUAACUUUCCAAAAAAACUGAUGCGCUGAUGAAUAUAAUUUUCACUGUUUCAAAAAAAUCAUAUAAUUUUUCUCUGAUUUACGAAUUUGAUCCAUACUGGAAAUCUAUUUUGAACUCGCAAAAUCUACUGUAAUUCCAUUUCGGAAAAAUUUUAAAAGCCUAGCCUUCCAGGAAAAUUUCUGUUUCAGAUCCAAUACAAUUUUUUCAAAAUUUCACUGUUUCAAAAAAUAAUUACAAGUUUCUCAAUUUUCACAGAUUUUAUUUAUUCUCGAGAUAAUCAACUAUCGAAAUUAAUUUGAAUUAAUUUUUUUUCAAAAAUCUACUGUUUCAAGAAAAUCAUAUAUUUUUUUAAUACUUGCAAGUUAUAAUUUUGAAGCUAUAAAUUUCAGAAAAUUUCCAAGGCUCUGAAAACUAUGAAAAACAUUUUUUUAAAACCUGUUUUUGAAGUGAAAAACACAGACUUCUGAAUUCUCUAGCUCAAAAAAAUUUCCACGUGGAUUCAUAAAAAAAAACAUUUUUCAUAUAAUUUUUUAAAAGAAAAUAAAAUUUACUGUUUCGAGAAAAAUUCACAAUUUUUGAAGAAACUGACAAAAUUUGUUUUUGCAAAUACAAAUACUUUUUUGAAAUCUUGAAAAUCUAGUCACCCCUCCGAAUCUCCCACAUUUUCCAGCUUCCCACUUCCCUCUCUCCCACAUCUCAACUUCCUCCCGCAACUUCUUCCCGACGCAAUUCCAAUCGCCAUCGUCUGCUACAUGUUCGUCAUGUCGAUGGGCAAAUUAUUCGCCAAAAAACACAAGUACAAAACCGAUGCGACGCAAGAAUUAUAUGCUUGUGGACUCGCUGGAAUUGGCUCCUCAUUUUUCCCAGUUUACCCAGUUGGAGCAUCGCUUUCUCGAAGUUCAGUUUGUGAAAUGUCCGGAGCCAACACUCAAUUCUACACUGUUUUCUCCAGUUUUCUACUUCUCACUGUGAUUUUGUUCCUGGGACCAUUAUUGGAACCAUUGCCUAUGGUAAGUGAAAAAUGUUUUUUGAAUUUUGAAAAAAAAAUUCAUUUUUCAGUGUAUUCUAAGUGCGAUUGUGAUUGUGAGCUUGAAAAGUUUAUUUUUGCAAGUCAAAGAAUUGCCAAGACUUUGGAGAGUUUGUCGAUAUGAUUUUGUGAGUUUUUCAGGGAAUUUUGAAAUUUUUUAAUAUGAGCAAUGGGUAGAAAAAGCUCUGGAUAAUCCAGAUUUUUCAAAAAAAAAUUCUGACAGUUUUUGAGCCUAAAGCUUAACAUGAGCAAUUAAAAAAAUUGAAUUUGAGUUCCAAAAAAUUAAAGACAAACAUGAGCAAUGUUUGGGAAAAAUCAUGAAACUAAAAAAAUUUGAAAUUUUCUAGAGGGCUGAAAUAAUUAAUUUUCCAGAGAAUUUCAAAUUUUUCAUUAACAUGAGCAAUGGCUUGGAAAAAAUUUGACGAGUAAAAUUUUUCGAAAACAUUUUUUUCUUGGAAACGAAGGUUUUUUGAAAAAAAUUAAUAUGAGCAAUGCUCAGGAAAAGCUCUGAUUCUGAAAGUUUUCAGAUGUUUUUUUCGAAAUAUGAGCAAUAGCCUGAAGCUUAACAUGAGCAAAUAAUGAAUUUUUGAGUUCCAGAAAAUUAAAGACACAAUUUUAACAUGAGCAAUGUUUGGGAAAAGUCCUUAAAUUUAGAAAAAAAUCUGAAAUUUUCUGUGGGGUUGAAAAUUUUCCAGAGAAUUUCUAAAUGUUUCAUUAACAUGAGCAAUCAGAGAAAAUUUCUAUAGGGCUGAAAAUUUUCCAGAGAAAUUCGAAUUUUGUCAUUAACAUGAGCAAUGUCUAGGAAAAAAUUCUGAAAAGUAAAUUUUUUCGAAAACAUUUUUUCUUGGAAACAAAGUUUUUCAAAAAAAUAAUUUUACACUUCACAAUAUUUUAUGAAAAUCACAUCUCUAUGGACUAUAAUUAAUAUCAGUUGUCAAACCACAAGGUCCAUCUCUCGUAUAAUUAAAUUGAUGAAUAUUCGGCUGAAUCCACCCGCCAAAAGGUAUAUAAUUCGAAAAUCCACGUGUCGUCGAAUAUUGAUUCCACCAAAGUGCAAGUUGCCAUUGUCCCUCAUAAUCCAACCCAACAAUCGAUUCCCAAUUAUAAUAAUUGGUAAAAAUCCCAACAUUUCGAUGUCUUUUAUUCACUGCCGCAACAAGUUCUUCAAUAAAUUGCUGAUUUCGAAGUUUAUCAUCGGGCCAAUUGAGUCUCUCAAUAUCCAACCAAAUAUAUCCGAACGAUGCUCCGGCUUCAGCAACUUUGUCAAAAACUGUGCCAAUUUGAGUUUCUGCACUUGGACAACCGGAAAUAACACAUGGGAACAUGUACGCAUCAAUAUAGCGGAUUCCGCCGGCGUUUGCAUUUAUUAGAUUAUUUAUGCCGACUUGGUCUAUGUUUCCGAGAUUUGUGUAAACUCGAGGGAUCACGAAACUGAUUCCGUUUUGAUGAAGACAUUUGAAAGUGUCAACAUCGACGGCUUGAAUAAAAUCGAGACCGAUUCUAGAUUCGAUUAAUCGGGCCAGAAAUGCGAAUAGAAAAAUAGUGCUUUUCAUUUUUUGUUAUCUUUGAAAUGAAAUGGACGGUUUAGUAGACUGUGUUAUCAUUGAAAGGUUCAAGAUACAUAUUUUUGAAAAUUGUUGACAUGAAGUUUAACUUUCGAAGUUUUUUUCAAACUAGACUGUAGUUUUAUACAGAUUCAAAAAAUUAGGCACGUGGAUUUUUCGAAACAAAAAAAAACAAAAUAAUUUUUGAAUUCAUGCCAGAAAUUUACUGUUUCAAAAUUCGUUUAUAAUUUUUCUGGGAAUUUAAAAAACUAAUGACAAACGGUUCCGCAGAAUAAAAAUUUACUGUUUCAAAAAUUAUUGAUAAAAAAUAAUUGUUCCUACGAAAUUUGCUUUUUUCUUAGUUUUAGCGCAAAAAUGAUGCCAGGUGGAUUUUUCGGGGAAAAAACAAAAUAAUUUUUGAAUUCAGAAAUUUACUGUUUCAAAAUUUGUAUAUAAUUUUUUUGGGGGAGUUUCAAAAAUAAUAAUUUUUUCUUACAUCAUAUAAAUUUACUGUUUCAAAAGUUAUUAAUAAAAAAUAAUUGUUCCUACGAAAUUUGAUUUUUUCUUAGUUUUAUCGCAAAAAAUUAUGCCACGUGGAUUUUUCGGGAAAUUUUGUUUUGAAUUCAGAAAUUUACUGUUUCAAAAUUCGUUCAUAGUUUUUUUGGGGAUUUUUAAAAAUAAUGGUUUCUUCCAGAAUAGAAAUUAACUGUUUCAAAAAUUAUUGAUAAAAAAAUAAUAGUUCCUACGAAAUUUGAUUUUUUCUUACAAUUAGUUUUAGUGCUAAAAUUAUGCGACGUGGAUUUUUCGGGAACAUUUUUUGAAUUUUUAGAAAUUUACUGUUUCAAAAUUCGUAUAUAAUUUUUUUGGGGAAUUUCAAAAAUAAUGUUUUCUUCUUUUGUUAAAUCAUAUAAAUUUACGGUUUCAAAAAUUAUUAAUUUAAAAAUUACCUCAAACUGUUGAUGCCACUGAUUUUGAGCUUUUUCCAGUUUUAUCGCAAAAAUUAUACCACGUGAAUUUUUCGGAAAAAAUUUUUUUGAAUUCAUGUCAGAAAUUUACUGUUUCAAAAUUAGUAUAUAGUUUUUUGGGAAUUUAAAAAAUGAUGAAAAAUAGUUCUACAAGAGUAAAAAUUUACUGUUUCAAAAAUUAUUGAUAAAAAUAAUUGUUCCUCGAAAUUUGAUAUGUUUUUUUAAUUAUUGCAAAAAUUAUGCCAGGUGGAUUUUUCGGAACAAAAAAUAAGUUUUGAAUUCAUUUCAGAAAUUUACUGUUCACACCUCGGCCAAGUGGCUGGCCAGAGUACAAUUUUUGGAAAAAUCAGAAUUUCAGUUUAUAGAGGACAAAAAUUGAAAAACCACAAGUUUUAGAGGUCAAAAACUGAAAAAUUCACAAUUUUUGUACUGUAAAAAGUUAGCGUACAAUUUCUUAUUGUGGAAACCACGAUUUUGGCCGAGGUGUGUUACUGUUUCAAAAUUCGUUUAUAAUUUUUGGGGGAUUUCAAAAAUAAUUUUUCUUCUUUUGUCACAUCAUAUAAAAUUACUGUUUCAAAAAUUAUUGAUGAAAAAUAAUUGUUCCUACGAAAUUUGCUUUUUGUAGUUUUUAGCGCAAAAUUCGUAUAUAAUUUUUUUAGGGAAUUUCAAAAAUAAUUUUUUUUUCCUAGAAUCAAAAUUUACUGUUUCAAAAUUAUUGAUAAAAAAUAAUUGUUCCUACGAAAUUUGAUUUUUUUUAAUGCCAAAAUUAUGCCACGUGGAUUUUUCGAAAAAAAAAUAAUUUUUGAAGUAUUAGAAUAUUACUGUUUGAAAAUUUGUUUAUAAUUUUUUGGGGAAUUUUAAAAAUAAUAAGGAAUUGUUCCUCAAUAAUAAAAAUUUACUUUUUCAAAAUUAUCGAUAAAAAUAAAUUGUUCCUACGAAAUUUGAUUUUUUUAGUUUUACAAUUAGCGCAAAAAUUAUGCCACGUGGAUUUUUCGAAAACAAUUUUUUGAAUUUUUAGAAAUUUACUGUUUCAAAAUUCGUAUAAAAUUUUUUUGAGAAUUUCAAAAAUAAUAAUUUUUUAUCUACAUAAAAAAAAUUUACUGUUUCAAAAAUUAUUGAUAAAAAAUGAUUGUUCCUACGAAAUUUUAUUUUAUUUCGUAGUUUUAUUGUUAGCGCAAAAAAUUAUGCCACGUGGAUUUUUCGGAAAUUUUUUUUGAAUUCAUGUCUGAAAUUUACUGUUUCAAAAUUCGUAUAUAAUUUUUUUGGGGGAAUUUAAAAAUAAUGUUUAUUUCAUAGAAUAAAAAUUAACUGUUUCAAAAAUUAUUGAUAAAAAAUAAUUUUUCCUACGAAAUUUGAUUUGUUUGUAGUUUUACAAUUAGCACAAAAAUUAUGCCACGUGGAUUUUUCGGAAAAUAUUUUUUGAAUUUUUAGAAAUUUACUGUUUCAAAAUUAGUUUAUAAUUAUUUGGGGAAUUUUAAAAAUAAUACUCUUUUUCUUCUUUUGUUACACCAUAUAAAAUUACUGUUUCAAAAUUUAUUGAUAAAAAUAAUUAUGCCUUCGAAAUUUGAUUUUUUCUUAGUUUUAGCGCAAAAAUUAUGCCACGUGGAUUUUUCGGAACAAAAUUGAUUUUUUACUGUUUCAAAACGCAUACAUAACUUUUUUUGGGAAUUUCAAAAAUAAUACUGCAAAGAUGGGUGGAUUUCCUAGAAUAAUAAUUCACUGUUUCAAAAAUUAUUAAUAAAAAAUAAAUUUGACCCUGAAUUGUUGAUUUUACAGAGUCUCGUUUUUGAAGUUACAAUUAGCGUAAAAAAUUAUACCACGUGGAUUGUUCGGGAAAAAUUCAAAAUUUCCAUAAAAAAUCAAUAAAUUUCACGUCACGUGAAAUUCAGCUCACCUUAUUUUUUUCAAUUCAAAAAAACAAUUUCAGACAAUUUGGCUGGUCGCGUGUCUUUCAACAAUUCUCACAGAUGUUACAACUGGUCUUAUAAUCUCACUGGUUUUCUCACUUUUCACACUGGUUUUGAGGCAGCAAUGGUGAGUUAGCCUAACUUAACUUUCCAUAUUAAAAAAUCCGUGUACUUCUCUCGGAAUCCAUGAAUUCUCCUCGAGAACUACACACAAAUCCCAGCUCCUUCCAGGCCCACCUUCACUUCCUCCACCGAAAUCCAUCUCGACGAAACUCCCCGCCAACACAUUCCGGAAAACGUGGAAAUUCUGAAAUUCAGCGCUUCGCUGAAUUUCGCCAAUGUCACCAUUUUCACGGAUAAAAUGAGCGAUGCGAUAGCGCGCAGCUUUCCGGAAAUGCACGCGGAAAGCGAGGCGGAAAAUAUUCUUGAGAAAAGAAUUUUGAUAGUCGAUUGUUCUGCGAUCAGUUAUGUGGAUUCAAUGGGAAUCGAUGCGAUUAAGGAUGUGAGUUUAUUUUUUCCGCAAGCUUCCGCGCGGUAGUUCCGCAACCUACGAAAUUGCAGACCUACGUGGAUGCCAGAAAAUCGCAAGUCUCCGUCUUGUUUUCCGGACUGCCGGAAGAAGUUCUCUCAAUUCUUCGGCUCGAUGAGAUUUUCAACGAAAAAGUUCCGCAAGACAUAUUUUUCCCCACUAUUGAUAGAUGUGUGCUAGCGAAUACUGUGUAAUUAAUUAAUUAAUUAAUUAAUUUGUGAUAAUUAAAAUAGCCUGUGAUACUUAAACAUAAUCAAAAAUUUUGUUUUUUUGUUCGAACUUCUCAAGAAUCAUAGACCAAAUGCCUUGAAGCAGCUGAAAAAAUCAGAUUUUUUAUUUCUGAUUGUCUUAAAUUGUUUUCCCAGAAAAAAUAUGGAUUUAGACUUCUACCGCAAAAAUAAUUAUACCAAGUGUCCUCCAAGAUUUCUAGAAUCAUUCGAAAAUCCAACCUACAUUCGCACGGUGUAUUUUACAACUGCAUUUCUAUCCAUAAUUCUGUCACUCUACACAUUUUACCUGAUCCAAACUGUCAAGGAAAAGCGGAUGAAAUCGGUGAAAAAUGUGCUGUUUCAAUUGCAAGCUUGGGCUUUUGUCACAAAUAUCAUCUCGAACAUCCUCGUCACUCCUUAUAUGUUUAUUCCUAGCAUGGCUGUGGGGAGCUUGGGGCUUCUUGAAUAUCUUGGCGUCAAUUUCAAGGUUCAAGCCUAUGUUGGUCAGACGUGUUAUGAUUAUUUGGCGGUGGCUGUUUUGACAGUUUUUGAAGAUCGACAUAAUUCCAUCUCCACCAUCUCGUAUAGAUUCAAACUUCAGUCGAAGAAAUCGAAAUUUCUAUUUUAUUUUUUGAAUUAUUUUUAUGCGUCGAUUGUAUUUUUGCCCUAUGUUUUUGAGAAAGAUGAUACAGAUAAUAGGAAAAUGGAAAUCUUGAAAAAUAUUAUACCGUGUCCUAAUGAGAUAUUUUUCUCAAGUGUUACUCAUAUUAUGAGCGCGGCGAUUGAGAGAACGGCGGUUUUGACGUUUUCAGCGGGAUUUGUGAUUGCGUUACAGGUUGGUUUUUGGGAAAUUUAUCUUCAGGAGUGAUUUUCUGAGCCCUGAGACCACGCGAAAAUCAGAUCUGGGAGAAUUUUUGAACUCCAGGAACGAUUUUCUGAGCUUCGGAACCUGCUGGAACCUCAUUUCGAGCCCUGGCACCACGAAAAUUAGAUCUGGGAGCAUUUUUGAACUCCGGGAAUGAUUUUCUGAGCUCCGGAACCUGCUGGAACCGCAUUUUCAGCCCCGGGACCACAAAAAUCAGAUCUGGGAGCAUUUUUGAACUCCAGAAACGAUUUUCUGAGCUCCGGAACAUGCUGAAACCUCAUUUUGAGCCCUGCGACCACGAAAAUCAGAUCUGAGAGCAUUUUUGAACUUCAGAAACGAUUUUCUGAGCUCCGGAACAUGCUGAAGCCUCAUUUUGAGCCCCGGGACCACGAAAAUUAGAUCUGGGAGCAUUUUUGAACUCCGGGAAUGAAUUUCUGAGCAUAGCAACCUGCUGAAACCUCAUUUUGAGCUCUGGGACCACGAAAAUCAGAUCUGGGAGCAAUUUUCAGCCCUGGAAGCUGAAAAUUACAUUUCGGGACCAUUUUUGAGUGUUCUGAAGCUUCAAAAAUGCCACGUGGCAUCAUUGGAGCUUCGGCUCAAAAUUUUCAAAAACCGAAAAAUGAAAAAAAAAAUUUUUGACAAUUUUUUAGUGAAAAAAAAAAUCCGAAAAUUUUCAAAUUUGAAACUUGGGAGCUAUAUUAUCAGUAGAGCGCACUUUCCUCAAUUCAAAUUUUCCAGGGUUCAUUCUUCACAUUUCAUAGCAUCUAUCAUCUAAUCUUCGCCAUUGACACCAAAUUAUCAGCCGCAACUCGAAAACUUCAAAAAAUGUUCUUGCUUAGCAUGUUCCUCCAAGUCAUGAUCCCAUUUAUUGUAGUUGCUCUACCACUUUUGGGAUGUGGCUUUGCGAUUUUGAUCAAUUUCAACAGUCAAUUCUUGUCUUGCCAUAGUUUUUUAGCAAUUGGAAUGUAUUCAAUGGUCGCCUCUUUAGCUUUGAUUUUUUCCCAUCGGAUUUAUAGAGACACUUUUUUGGACUGUUUUUGUUUUUGUGUGAGGAAAAAUGACCUGAAAUUUGUUGAUAGAAGUUUUGUUUUAUGAAAAAAUAAAAAAAUUUCACAAAAAAUUUGAUUCGGAAAGCUUGAAAUCUAGCAAUUUUCAUGAAGCCAGAUCCCAUUUGUUUUAAAAAAAUUCACUGUUUCAAAAAUUUAUGAUUUUUUUUUGUUGAGAAUAUCGAAAAUUGAUUAGUUUGAUUCUAAUGGUCGAAAUUGUGUGCUGAAAAUCAAGAGAACAGUAAUUUUCAGCAUUUUUCAAAGUCUUCCAAAUUUUCAGCACAACAGAUCAACCGAAAUACCAUUUUUGAAAUAG